CUAUAAAUACCAUGCAACUCUGGGAAACUUUGCACAUUCAUUUCAUACAGAGAGAGAGAGAGAGAAAAAAAAAAAAUAUUUCAACACACAAAAAAAAAAUUUGACAUAAAAAAAAAGUUCCCAUUCCGCCGCCCACCGUUGCAUGGCAAAUAAGGUUUUCGGUCCGAAACUAUUCAAGAACCUCGGAUUCCAUGUCCGCCGUUUAAACUCGGCUCCGUCACCAUUUUCCGCCGUUCCUCCGUUAAAUUUCACUGGCGAUUUUAACGCCGUUCCAAAUUUGGUGGAACCCACACCACAGAUUAACAACACAACCACCCACCACCCCCAUAUUAACAACAACAUUAUUAAUUUCAACGAUGUUAAGGAGCUGUUCUACAGCGUUCCUACAACAAAGUUGAUUAGAUCAUCGUUAACGUUACAAAUGGCGGCCAUUGAGCCAAUGGUUGAUUUGGGUAUGUGGGUAAUGAAUUCUAAACUUAUGGAAAUGCCUGUUUUCAGGGAUGUUAUGCUUGGUUUUGUUAAGAAUACGUUUUAUGAACACUUUUGUGCUGGUAAAGACUUAACGGAAGUCCGACGGACCGUUAUGAAUCUCUCUGAUUCUGGGUUAAAAGCUAUGCUUGAUUACGGGGUCGAACAUGCCACGGAAAAUGAAUCUUGUGAACAGAGCACAACAGCGUUUAUUCAAACGAUUGAAUCAACGAAAUCACUUCCUCAAUCUUCUGCAAGCUUUGUGGUUGCGAAGAUAACAGCAAUUUGUACACCAAGGCUACUCAAAAGAAUGAGUGAUUUGCUACGAUGGGAACAAAAAGAUCCUUCAUUGAAUCUCCCAUGGAAGCGAAGAACGCUUCCACUUUUCGCUGAAUCGAGCCCUGUUUAUCACACUUCGGAAAAACCAGAGCCUCUAACGGUAGAGGAAGAGCGCGAUCUCGAAUUAGCUCAUGAAAGGCUAAAGAAAAUUUGCGAGAAGUGUUUGGAACAUGAUGUUCCUUUACUAAUUGAUGCAGAAGACUCAACGAUUCAACCCGCGAUCGAUUACUUUGCGUAUUCAGCAGCGAUUAAGUACCACAAAGACGACCAGCCUUUGAUAUUCGGAACAAUUCAAGCUUACUUGAAGGACGCGAAGGAGCGUAUGGUUAUGGCGAAAAAGGCUGCUGAGAAAAUGGGAGUUCCAAUGGGAUUUAAGCUUGUAAGGGGUGCUUAUAUGUGUAGUGAAAAGGCGUUGGCUUCUAGUUUAGGUUUCAACUCUCCGAUUCACGACAGCAUUGAGCAAACUCAUGCUUGCUUCAAUUCGUGCGCGGAGUUUAUGAUUGAAGAGAUUGCUAGUGGCUCUGGUGCAGUUGUUCUUGCUACUCAUAACAUUGAGUCAGGAAAACUUGCCGCAACGAAAGCUAUCGAUUUGGGAAUAAAAAAUGAGAGGCAAAGUCUCCAGUUUGCUCAGCUCUAUGGAAGGAAUUGAGCAGGAGACUUGAAGUGGCAACUUCUUGAAAUGCAUAUUGGGAAUGGAAGUGUAUGUUAGUUAGUAGAACAAUAAGCGCUGAAACAUCGCCAAUUAUUGUAAAUAAUUCAAUGAUGCGCGGGCAAACAAUGAUGAUGAUGAUGUUGAUCAAGCAACUGUGAUGGGGAAAAUGCACAAGGAACGAGUCAAUCAGGAUAUUGUUGAUUUAUCUCCUUGUGUAAAUGAAAAAAUAAAAAAUGUACAUAAGUAUUUUUAGGUUCACUUAUUGUUAUCUUUCUCCAUGUGCUAUUUUUAGGUCCUAUUAUGUUGUAGUAGCACCUUAAAAGUUGGUUGUAUUUGGUAUCGGGUCAGAAAUAGAAAUGGAAGAAAGGUACCUAGAGUGGUGCCCUAAUGUUGAAAUUACAAAGUGUGUAUCUAUUUCUCUCUCUCGAGAGACAUUAUUGUUCAAUAAAAUCUAAUUUAGUCCUCUUCA
Molecule: messenger RNA, 1928 nt
Organism: Capsicum annuum
Lineage: Eukaryota; Viridiplantae; Streptophyta; Magnoliopsida; Solanales; Solanaceae
Product: proline dehydrogenase 2, mitochondrial-like
Exons: 4
Coding region: 143-1456 (437 amino acids)
Cellular component (GO): mitochondrion
Molecular function (GO): proline dehydrogenase activity; FAD binding
Source: RefSeq, a predicted model, not a curated record